AGUCACGUGACGCCAGCGACCUUCAUCGACACGCCGAAACAUUCUUAUCCAGGCAGGCGUCAGGCAGACGGAACCGAGUUUAGUAACACGCGAAGCGCCGAUGAUGAUAGGUACCGUUCACAGUCGGUGCGAAUAUUGCCGUUUAGACUGCAGUGUAGAUCGUUUCGUCGAGAAACCCCAAAACGUGGCGUUACACUGAAUACUGCGUCACAUCUGAGUCGCCCUGCAGUCUCACGCAACUAACAUUGGACAGCGAGAAAUUGCUCUGGUCAUUCUGUUUCGCAGCUUUUGGGUGUCUCUGCCCUCUUGCAUUUUUCCGCUUCUGCUCCAAUUGUUCGAACUAAACGCUGUGACAGCGGCAGAGAAUGGUCCGGCAAAUUCGUAUAUACCUCGACAAUCCUAUAGCGACGUAUUACGGAGGCGAUACUGUAACGGGAAAGGUAUUCGUCAAAGUUGACGACGAGGAAAAAAUCCGCUAUAUUUCUGCAAAAUUUAGAGGGGAUGCCAAUGUAAGCUGGACUGAAUCGGAUACAGAAACGGACAGUGAUGGAAAGUCUCGUACUGUCUAUACUACAUAUUCAGCACAUGAAAACUACCUCAUGACAAAAAUGUACUUAGUUGGUGGUCCAUCUCAGGAGAUCAUACUUCCACCAGGAGAGCAUAUUUAUAAUUUUUCUGUUAUACUACCAGAAAAUCUGCCAUCCUCAUUUGAGGGGAUAAAUGGUAACAUUCGUUACAUGGUCAGAGCAAAAAUGAAUCGUGUAUGGGCAUUUGAUGAUACAGUUAAAGCUUUCUUCACUGUUUUGUCACAUUUAGAUUUGAAUAAGGAUCCCUUGGUCAAGGAACCAGUUACAACUGUUGCUGAGAAAACAUUAUGCUGUUGUUGCUGUAGAUCUGGUCCUCUGACUUUGGUUGGCAAUGUUCCAGCUCUUGGAUUUGUCUCUGGGCAAGAGAUACCUGUGACUGUAGAAGUUGAUAAUGGAACAAAUGAGAAAAUAAGUAUUGUUACCUGUUCUCUUAAGAAGAAUGUAUGUUUCACUGCUCAUUCACCCAGCACACGCACAAAUAAAACAUCAGAGAAAGUAGAAACUAUCACGUUUGAGCCUGUGGGUGAAAAUGAAUCUAAAACAUGGACCAAACAGUUGAAAAUUCCAAGUUUGCCUCCCUCCACUUUGAAGAACUGUGGCAUCAUUGAUCUUGAGUACUGCUUGGAUAUCAAAGCUGAAAUUAGUGGGCCACACUCAAACUUACAUGUAAACAUCCCAAUAACAUUAGGAACCAUUCCCCUCUUUACAUAUAUCCCACCUGGGUUGCUGCAAAAUACUCCUGAAAAGUUUCCCCUACCGCCUACAGCCUCAGCACCAUAUCUACCACCAUCAUCACAGUUCCCUACAGCACCAUAUCCCACAAAUACUACAGCUGAUAUCACAUCUGGCACAAGUCAGCUGGGCUUCUCAAAUGUACUGUUACCACUGCCAAGUCAGUCAAAUCUGACUCCAUCUGCACCACCACUUCCAUACCCGGAUAUUCCACCUCCUUCAUAUGAGGAGUGUAUGUAUGGAGCAAGUAAUGUGAAUGUAGGAGAUAAUGCAAGCCACACAGAAGAGGGAUACAAUCACGUUCCAAGAUAUCCCACAUACAACUUACGUCCUGGGGAAGCCACCAGAAUGUGAUAACUUCUCAUGCAAGGCCAUAUGGAUACACAUGCUAGUCCUGGAAUUAUUUGUGAAUCACAACCAUAGUGCAGAGACAGCAAUCUAAUAGGAUUAUGAAAAUAUUACAUAAGGGCAGAAAGCAUGGAGCUGCUAGUUUAUCUGGAUCAUGAGAUUGAUUAAAAGGUCUUUUACAUCUGUUUGCUGCCAUGUGCCUUAAUACCUGUGUUACUUCAACAACACUGCAACGCUGUUCCUGUAGGCAGUGUUCAUGAAGCCACUUAUUUUUAUCUCUCUGAUUUAGUGCACAGUGAAGGAAGAAACAUCUGAUGUUAGAAAUAUAUCACUAUCGCAGUUGAAAGGACCAUUCCAGGAAGUGCCAACAAACUUACCCUUUCAUGAAGGGUUGACAUACUAUCACAACAGAUAUUUUUAAAGGUCUCUUGUACCAUCUUAGUGUCAUAUAGCACCCGUACUUAUUUCUAUUGAUGAAAGUUUCCAUGACAGACCCAUAAGCAUUGUAUGCAGCACCUUCAAAUGACUGAGUGCUCUGGUACUGAUAUGAUCUGAAGAUGUUCAGUACUUAAGUGACAGUAGCAAUUUGAGUAAAAAUGUGUAGCAUUAGAUUAGUCUUUCAUGUUCAGUAACAGUUUUUUAACCAUAAGAGCAACCUACCUAUUUUGCUAAAAUUUAAAAAUUUCAAUGUUGUGUUAUUGUGUGGAAAAAAGUAUCUGUUGUAGUUUAAUUUAUGAGUUUUACCCUCAUUGUGGAUGUUACAGAAGUACAUCUUUGUGAUAAUAUACUCAUUUUGUUAGAAUAUCAUACUUUCACAAUUUUUGUGCAUAAAUUUUUAUUUUAAUAACUGUAUUUUUACCAUGUGAAAACUUUGUAAAAAAAAUACAGUUUACAUUGAAUUUUUUGCAAAUGAUUUGUACCCUGCCUAAAUAAAACAGAAUUUCAUUUUA
This is a messenger RNA of Schistocerca gregaria, 2617 nucleotides long. RefSeq names its product arrestin domain-containing protein 3-like. Bases 366 to 1673 code for a protein of 435 amino acids. The transcript has 9 exons. The record is from RefSeq and is a predicted model, not a curated record. NCBI's taxonomy places the organism in Eukaryota, Metazoa, Arthropoda, Insecta, Orthoptera, Acrididae. Gene Ontology annotation, biological process: protein transport. Gene Ontology annotation, cellular component: cytoplasm.